Molecule: messenger RNA, 1474 nt
Organism: Oncorhynchus gorbuscha (pink salmon)
Lineage: Eukaryota; Metazoa; Chordata; Actinopteri; Salmoniformes; Salmonidae
Product: NADH dehydrogenase [ubiquinone] 1 alpha subcomplex subunit 4-like 2
Exons: 5
Coding region: 270-515 (81 amino acids)
Source: RefSeq, a predicted model, not a curated record
UUGUAAAAAAUGUUUUUGCAAGUAACUUAAAGUUUUUUUUAAAUGUAUAUUUUGUUGGCAACAAUAAUCAUUCUAUGCACACAGAAAAUUGUUCAAUUGGAUGUUUUUGCUCUAAAUCCCGGUUGAUGGGCUAGUACGUGCACAAAAGUUCCAAGAGGCCAGAUGUAAUUGUGAGGAACAGAUAGCAUCUUCACCUUCCUCCUCUCCUCUCCUCCAUCCUGCGAGCAGCCGCCCGGACAGAGAACGCAACAGAGCAACUGUAAGAAAAGAUGAUUAGAACAGCAAUGGAACACGUAAAGAGGCAUCCAGGGCUCAUCCCCCAGUUAUUCUUCAUCUUGUUGGGAAUGGGAGGAGCCUCCUUGUAUUUGGUCCGUCUUGCAAAGGGGCCCCAUGUCACCUGGAACAAGAAGAACAACCCUGAGCCCUGGAAUCAGCUUGACCCUACCUACCAGUACAAGUUUGUGGCCAUCGAUACUGACUACAAGAACCUGAAGAAGGAGGGACCUCAAUUCUGAGUAUCUUCCCUCUAUCCUAACGGCACCAAGUCCAGCCCGAAGAACGUCACUGAAGAAUUAAAAUCUGUGAAUUAUUCUUCUCUCAAUGCUUCUAUACGGAUAUUUGGAGAUUGAUCCAUAAUGUUGAUGAUCAAAUCUAAAUUUGUCUGUUUGUUUUAUCAUAAACACUUCAUUGUUAGUUUGCCACUAAAUUUAGCAAUGAAUGUGCGCAUUAUGAAAAGAGGCAAGAGUGUGCAUAGAUUUGUUCACCAAAUUACAGUGAACAAAAAUAUACAAAUGCAACAUGCAACAAUUUCAAAAAUGUUACUGAGUUACAGAUCAUAUAAGGAAAUCAGUCAUUUGAAACAAACUAACCUGGCCUUUUGGAUUCUAGCUUGAAAUAUACUUAUUCAUGUUACCAUACCAGAACUUAGUGAUUACUUUACAUGAUGGGUUGGGAAGGUUACUUUCUAAAUGUAAUCCGUUACAGUUACUAGUUACUUGUCCAAAAUUGUAAUCAGUAACAUAACUUUUGGAUUACUAUUAGAUUACUUUCCCCUUAAGAGGCAUUAGAAGAAGACAACAUGUAUGUUACCAAUUGAACAACAUCUUAUUGCAGGAUAAAUCCAUGCUGAAGUUUACAUAGCUGGCCAUAUAUGGAUGUUAAAUUUUACUUUAUGGGUUGGUUAUGUAGGCUUCUGCUAAACCAUCGCUUUCUACUACAUAUAAUAAUACAAUUAAAUGAUAUCUUUACAUUUAAAAAUCAAAGUCUAUCAGAAUUCCAGACAUUCCAAUAAAUGUUAUACCCCUUGAUCUUCAAGAAUAGGACUUGGAAAUAUGGAAGAAUAUAUUAGCUAAAUAGUUUUACAUGAGUGUAACCCCAAAACUAAGGACUUAUUAGCCAGCCCUACACUGUUGUUUAUGAUUUUGUUGUCAUGGAGGACUGAUUGGGCUCAUUAAUAAAUGCUGCUCUCAUGGAA